AUGAUGGACACUGAUCUUGAUUCGUGCUUGGAUGAUUGGAAGGAUUUGACUAAGGAUUACAAAGAUCUUGAGGCACUCAAUAGAGAAUACCUUGCUAAGUUAGAGGAAAUAUCAGAUCUUCAGACAAAAUGUCUCAAUGGAAUUUCACACCAGAGAUAUCGCAUGGGUGUCAUUUCAAAAUCUCUAAAACAAUUUUUGAAAGGUAGUGAAGUGCGGCAGCAAGUUAAAAAAGAAAUGCAAAAACGAGAAGAACAAUUGCAUGAAAUGGAACAAACAUUACCAAAGUCCAAUGGUACUUAUUUAUCAAUUAUUCUUGGUAGUGUAAAUGUUUCUAUUUUGAAUAAAAAUGACAAGUUCAAAUAUAAAGACGAAUAUGAAAAAUUUAAGCUUGUUUUAUCAGUAAUUGGUUUCAUUUUAUCAGUUAUUAAUUUAUUUACUAACUUUAGAACACUGGAAUUGAGUUUUAUGUUUCUAUUGGUCUGGUAUUAUUGUACAUUAACGAUACGUGAAAGUAUAUUAAAAGUAAAUGGCUCUCGUAUAAAAGGAUGGUGGCGAUUCCAUCAUUUUUUAUCAACAGUAGUAUCUGGAUUGUUGCUAGUUUGGCCAAACACCGGGCCCUGGUACGCAUUUCGUGGUCAAUUUAUGUGGUUCAACGUUUACAUAAGCUUUGUCCAGUAUUUACAAUUUAGAUAUCAACACGGAGUUUUAUAUCGAUUAAAAGCACUUGGAGAGCGUCACAAUAUGGACAUAACGAUUGAGGGCUUCCACUCGUGGAUGUGGCGCGGAUUAUCAUUUCUUCUUCCAUUUUUAUUCAUAGGAUACUUUUUCCAAUUGUACAACGCCUACACACUGUUUUGUUUAACAUCACACCCCGAAGCUACGUGGCAUGUUUCUGUAUUGAGCUUUAUGUUUUUCAUUCUAUUCCUCGGCAACGCAAUCACCACAAUUUUGGUUAUUCCACAAAAAUGGCAAGACCGCUUGACAAGCCGGCUGCCAACUGUCUUUGCAUUUAAAUCCGACCGAAGAAAAAGUCUUGGAGCUAAAACUCAUGAUUUAAUUAAUAAUUCAAUAGAUAAAGUUAAUGAGACUCCAAUUACUGAAGAUAAAAAAUCUGACUAA
Molecule: messenger RNA, 1119 nt
Organism: Cotesia congregata
Lineage: Eukaryota; Metazoa; Arthropoda; Insecta; Hymenoptera; Braconidae
Source: the annotation of a GenBank genome assembly